Messenger RNA from Salmo salar (Atlantic salmon), 3019 nucleotides. Lineage: Eukaryota; Metazoa; Chordata; Actinopteri; Salmoniformes; Salmonidae. The record is from RefSeq and is a predicted model, not a curated record.
UAAAUAGCUAUGCAGUCUUUAGCAGUACAUCCAGUACAUCCCUUUCUGACAUGCUGUUGAUGCAUGUGACUGUCUUAAAUCCCUGACUAGGCUACUUUCAAAAUGUGUCAAUCACUAAAAUGACACUUCUUCUUUCUAUGCACUGCUAUGAUGGUAAGUUGACUCACUGUACAAGACCUCUCCCCUUCACUAUACUGCAGGGUGGGAGAUGCAACAAUGGCCUUGAGAACAGCAGGAAGUGUGUUGGUGGUCUUUCUCUGGUGUAUAGCAGUGUUACUGGGUCAGUAUGGCUGAAGUGUGAUGUACACCAUCUGUACCUUGAAGGGGUCAACAGCAGAGCUGUCCUGCUCUUACACAUAUCCCAGAGGUUAAACAGUCACAAAAACCUUCUGGUUUACCAAACUUUAUACCGUGACUCUGAGUGAUGACCCAGACCACAAAGGUCGUGUGACGUAUCGUAAGGAUGAAGUAAAUGGACACAACCUGACAAUCACAGACCUGAGAGAGCGUGACGCAGCUACGUACAAGUUCAGAUCAGACUGGAGGGAAAUAUACUGGCUAUCCUGGAGUCACUCUGUCUGUCACAGAGUGUCCAUCCUGACCCUAACUGUGACACACACACCACUGAAAAUGAGGACGAGACAGUCUGGCAAGUGUGAGGGACUCGCCCAGUGACACGUUCACAGCUCUUCAGAGAGAUGCUCAGCCCUCCGUGUAUCAGGCCAUCCAGGGGAGAAAACCACCACAGAACCUGGACUGAAGACAACCACCACAGAACCUGGACUGAAGACAACCACCACAGAACCUGGACUGAUAGAACCACCACAGAACCUGGACUGAUAGAACCACCACAGAACCUGGACUGAAGACAACCACCAUAGAACCUGGACUGAUAGAACCACCACAGAACCUGGACUGAUAGAACCACCACAGAACCUGGACUGAAGAGAACAACCACAGAACCUGGACUGAAGAAAACCACCACAGAACAUGGACUGAAGAGAACCACCACUGAAGAGAACCAUCACAGAACCUGGACUAAAGAGAACCACCACAGAACAUGGACUGAAGAGCUAUGGCUCCAAACCAAAGCUAGUCCUUACACCUCUAUUCUCUUGCUAAUAUAUUGUUAUAAUAUCUUGAAGGUUCACCCAAAUUACAAAAUGACACAUUGGUUUCCUUACCCUUUACCAGUCUAUGAACAUGGUGUGACAGCAGUCCAUGCUUUGGUUUAGUUUCCCCUGGCACUGUUUCAACUUGCUAACGUUUUAGCAUUCGUGGCACAAAUCCCAUUCAAGUAAUGCGACCGAUAAGAGGCAUUUCUCGUACAUAAUGUCGAAAUCAUUCAAAUGUAAAAAAUGCAUUGUGAAGCUCAACAAAGUCACUUAUAGAUGAUUUGAACAUGAUGUCGGUCCCAUGACUUGAAUGGGAUUUUUGUUACAAAUGCUAUAAUGUUAUGUAAAUGUGGGAGUGUUCGACAUUGCAGCCGACUUUAUAGGCGAGUCAAGAUCUACAAAUCACCUUGCAUGAUAAAUAACUACUCAAUAUUAUUAAUAGACCAGUCAGUCACAAUUUACCCAUCAUACAUCACAGUUUUGAUGCUCUGGAACACUGUCUGUGUGACUGUGGAAUGAAGCCCUCUCUGCAUAAGUGUCUUAGUUACUGACAUAGAGUUGGACAGAGGGUAUAUCUUGGCAUCUUUGUCAAGAUGUCUUCUGUGACAGAAUGAGCAGCGCCAUUGAGGGCUAUUUCCAUUUUAAAGCAGUUAAUGUAUUCUUCUUCAACUUCCAUAAGUUUAAUAACAGUCGGUAUACCAAUUGAAAUGGUGUAUUCAAUGGCUUAGCCAUGCUAAAACAGUAUUUUUAGCAAGUGCGCCCUCUAUUCAACUCUAUUGUCCCUGACUGCUUCAAAGUUGUCAACCACACACUUCAAACCUCACACUCAGUGUCUAUUUACAUAGACUUCCAGUAAGUUAACUUACAACACAUCUCCCCUUCACUCUACUGCAGGGUGGGAGAUGCAACAAUGGCCUUGAGAACAGCAGGAAGUGUGUUGGUGGUCUUUCUCUGGUCUGUAGCAGUGGUACUGGGUCAGGAUGGCUGGAGUGUGACUUACACCACUCAGAGUAUCUGCACCUUGAAGGGGUCAACAGUGGAUCUGUCCUGCUCUUACACAUAUCCCAGUGGUACAGUCACAACAACCUUCUGGUUCACUAAAAUGGAGACUGGUGUAGAACCUGAAGAUCUAGGUCAGGACCCAGAGAAUGCAGGUCGUCUGGAGUAUCAUGGGGAUAAGAAGAAUGAUCACACACUGAGAAUCACAGACCUGAGAGAGAGAGACUCAGCUACGUACAAGUUCAGAUUCAUAACAGAUCAGACUGGAGGGAGAUAUUAUGGCAAUCCUGGAGUCUCUCUGUCUGUAACAGACCUGCAGGUGAAGGUGACCACUACAUGGUGGUCAAUGACACUGACCUGUAGCACCACCUGUACUCUGACUGGUAACCCCACCUACAUCUGGUACAGGAACAGUAAGAUUGUACAAGAGGACUCCUCCCCCUCGUACUCAGUCUACUUAAAAACUGAAGACAGCUUCUACUGUGUUGUAAAAGGCAUCAAUUCUCCUGCAGUGUAUAGCCCAAAGAACACCUCAGUGUCAGUCAGUCCCUCUGGUGAAAUAGUGGAGGGCAGUUCAGUGAAUCUGACCUGCAGCAGUGAUGCCAACCCACCUGUGGACAAAUACACCUGGUACAAGAUAACAUACAAGAAAAUGUCAAUGAGACAUUCUGGACAGAGAUACACCAUCCAUAACAUCAGCUCUGAGGACAGAGAGGGAUACUACUGCGAGGCUCUGAACAUUAUAGGGAGAGAACAUAUCCCUGUCCAUAUUAAUGUUACAUCAGUGUUUCCCUGGGUUCCUGUGGUGGGGGUGGGGGCUGUCCUGACUGCUGGAGCUCUGCUACUCACCAUCUACUGCAGUUUGAAGAGGUGAGACUUUCAUUAAGAUAUACUGUUAGUUACAC